Lindgomyces ingoldianus is the source of this 1890-nucleotide messenger RNA. RefSeq names its product SEP-domain-containing protein. The transcript has 3 exons. Gene Ontology annotation, biological process: proteasome-mediated ubiquitin-dependent protein catabolic process; autophagosome assembly; nuclear membrane reassembly. The coding region runs from base 229 to 1557 and encodes 442 amino acids. Gene Ontology annotation, cellular component: nucleus; cytosol. NCBI's taxonomy places the organism in Eukaryota, Fungi, Ascomycota, Dothideomycetes, Pleosporales, Lindgomycetaceae. Gene Ontology annotation, molecular function: ubiquitin binding. The record is from RefSeq and is a predicted model, not a curated record.
ACUGAAUGUGGACUCUCUUCCACUGGUAAUUUUUCUUCAGCCCCGAAUUGAGGGAAAGUCGUCCCAGCCAAUUUGCGCCGCGCCCUGCACUUGACACAGUGAGGGUCCCACGUCAAGGCUGCCGCCUGCGAAGCUCGCCCGCGUCUAAAAACCCCGCCGUCGCCCCCGAAGCUGCCAACUCAACUGACCCCGACAAAGCAAAAGCACCUCCCUACAGCUUGUAUUGCUAUGUCUUCGGGUGAUCCUCCACGCAAUCGAGACGAGCUUAUUGCACAACUUACAAGCCUUGCUGGAAUCGGCGCUGCAGAGGCUGAACACUACUUACAAGCUGGUGGCUGGCAGCUCGAUACUGCCGCAACACUCUACUACGACGGUGCCACCACGCUCCCACAGGAACACUCAGACGAUCACAUCGACAUCGACAUGGCUGGCGACGAUCAACCAACUGAGCCAACCCCAAAUCCUCCCCAGGGCACAGGUGGCGGUCGGACGCUCGGCGGCGCGUAUGUGCCAGCAGAGCCUUCUUCAUCGUCUGCACAGCCCGCUACUUCUCGUCACCCCCCCCAGCGUGGAAUGCGGACGUUGAAGGAUUUGCAAACACAGGGCGGCGCUGGUGCCGCCGGCGGUCAUGGACAUGCUCACGGUGACGAUGGCGAUCAUGCGUCCGAUGAAGACUACCAAGAUGACGGGAACCAAGACUUCUUUGCCGGUGGCGAGAAGUCUGGUCUUGCUGUCCAAAACCCCAAUGCUGCGAAUCCGCGUGACCAGAUCAAUAAUAUCCUGCGACGAGCUCGGCAGAAUGCCCCGCGACCUGGUGGUGAUGACGAGCGACCUAGCUCCCACUUCACAGGAACUGGUAUGACGCUCGGUGGAGACGACGCCCCGAGUCGUGUUAUCCCCGACCCCAACGCUGAAGCCCCGCACCCUCCGCAGCGCGUCAACCGCGAGCUGCAUCUUUGGCGAGAUGGCUUCUCUGUCGACGACGGCCCUCUAUUCCGCUACGACGACCCCGCCAACGCUCGCACGCUGGAGAUGAUCAAUUCCGGGCACGCCCCGCUGCAUAUCCUGAACGUCGAGCCGGGCCAGGAGGUCGACGUCGAGGUCCACCCGCACAAAGACGAGGACUACAAGACGCCGAAGAAGAAAUACGUUCCCUUCUCGGGCUCUGGCCAGCGAUUGGGUAGUCCCACGCCGGGUGGAACCGCAAUCGCAGCGCCACCGCCUCCCGCCGCGGGUACCACCACCACCACCACCACCGCGACAGCCUCGACUUCUAGUGCCGCGUCACCUGCCGCCGUCGAUAUCGAUGCCUCGGCGCCCACGGUCACGCUGCAAAUCCGGCUUGGGGAUGGAACCCGCCUGCAAUCCCGAUUCAAUACGACGCAUACGAUUGGCGAUGUGUAUGGUUUUGUGGAUGCCGCAAGUGCGGCUAGCACGCAGCGGGCGUAUGCGCUUAUGACGACGUUUCCGUCGACCGAGUUGACAGAUAAGUCGAAGUUGCUAGGUGAUAUGGCGGAGUUCAAACGCGGAGGCGUGGUGGUGCAGAAGUGGAAAUAGAGAGAGGGCUGUGUUCAUUGGUGUUGCCUGCUAGUUGUGUACUCUUGAAUCCUACCCAGAGAUACUGUGGGGGUUUUGUUUUGGGGCGAAAGCGGCAGCAGCAACGAGAGGCAUCACAGAUAAACAUCAUUGACAUGUUGACAUGUUGACAUGCGGACAUGCGUGUGUGUGCAUUGCAUACGAGGCGUGCUGGACUGGUCUGACUAGGUUGUUUUGAUUACAGUACAGAAGGAGCGUAGGCGAUGCCAUGCGCUGCCCGCAUUAAGCGACAGAUCCCUAUUAUAGCAUAGACAUCAUAACCACCAGAAUCAGAUUCUGCAUCAUCGACAGCAU